CUGAAUGCCACAGUGCUGUCGCGCGCUCAGACGCACCAGCAGAUCUUGAGAGCUGGAGUUUAAUUCUGCUGCCUUGCGACCCAUUUUCUGCCUGUUUCUUACAUUGUCUAUGAGUCUUAAUCCAAGAAACCAUUCCAUAUCGCUUAGUGACAGUUUUGGACCAGGUUACGGAACAUUUUUUUUUUCUUUUAUACCUACUCUGGAUGUACAUUGUGACCAACGAUGUUUCAAUGGACCUGAAUGAGGAAGGAUUAUCCUUUUCAUCGUCAAAACAAUAAAUUGCGUGUUUGAACGAACUUACCAACGGAUAAAAAGCGCAAUGUUCAUCGCCGCGAUUUACCUCGUUUUCCCGCUGCUGGAUGUGCUGUUAUCUGCCGAGGAGUCUUACUUUACUAGCUCAAACCGGCUGGACUGUGUGAAGGCGAACGAGCUGUGUUUGAAGGAGCCGGGAUGCAGCACAAAGUAUCGAACUAUGAGGCAGUGCGUGGCGGGGAGGGAGAGCAACUUCAGUAUGGUGACUGGAGUGGAGGCGAAGGAUGAAUGCCGGCUUGCACUGGACGCUUUAAAGCAGAGCCCUUUGUAUAACUGCCGCUGUAAAAGAGGCAUGAAGAAAGAAAAGAACUGCCUGCGCAUCUACUGGGGGAUCUAUCAGCAUUUACAGGGGAAUGAUUUACUUGAGGAUUCUCCAUAUGAACCUGUGAACAGCCGGCUUUCUGAUAUAUUUCGACUGGCUCCCAUCUAUUCAGAGGGAGGGACUAGUGGCGGUCCCUGGAGCAGUCCCAUCACCAUGGCCCCAGGGAGAGGGUCCCAGGGCAGGUCAAGACCGCUUGAGCCUCAAGACCCCAGUAGAAACAGAAGGGCGCACCCAAACUAGGCUAUUCUUGGCCCCUUUAAACAAAGCAGAGCUGAUGAAGAUACCACUGUCUGUGGAUGGA
Messenger RNA from Sinocyclocheilus rhinocerous, 935 nucleotides. Its product is annotated as GDNF family receptor alpha-1-like. The transcript is spliced from 5 exons. The record is from RefSeq and is a predicted model, not a curated record. Gene Ontology annotation, molecular function: signaling receptor activity. Gene Ontology annotation, cellular component: external side of plasma membrane; signaling receptor complex. NCBI's taxonomy places the organism in Eukaryota, Metazoa, Chordata, Actinopteri, Cypriniformes, Cyprinidae. Bases 320 to 874 code for a protein of 184 amino acids. Gene Ontology annotation, biological process: nervous system development.